Molecule: messenger RNA, 660 nt
Organism: Candida dubliniensis CD36
Lineage: Eukaryota; Fungi; Ascomycota; Pichiomycetes; Serinales; Debaryomycetaceae
Gene: YPT31
Product: Rab family GTPase
Exons: 1
Coding region: 1-660 (219 amino acids)
Biological process (GO): exocytosis
Cellular component (GO): recycling endosome
Molecular function (GO): GTPase activity; GTP binding
Source: RefSeq, a predicted model, not a curated record
AUGGCCGAUAACAGCGACGAUUAUUCCUACGAUUACGAAUAUUUAUAUAAAAUAGUGUUGAUUGGGGAUUCAGGGGUUGGUAAAUCUAACUUGUUAUCACGUUUCACUCGUGACGAGUUCAAUUUGGAGAGCAGAUCAACUAUUGGUGUUGAGUUUGCUACCAGAACAUUAGAAAUUGAUGGUAAACGAGUUAAAGCACAGAUUUGGGACACUGCUGGUCAAGAAAGAUAUAGAGCCAUUACUAGUGCGUAUUAUAGAGGAGCUGUUGGGGCUUUGAUUGUGUAUGACAUUGCAAAAACAGAAAGUUACGAAAGUGUUAGCCGUUGGUUGAAAGAAUUGAAAGAACAUGCUGAUGCGAAUAUUAUAAUUGAAUUAGUUGGUAAUAAAUCUGAUUUGGAUCAUUUAAGAGCAGUUCCAACUGAAGAAGCUAAAAAUUUUGCCAUGGAAAACAAUUUACUAUUCACCGAGGCAAGUGCUUUGAGUAGUGAUAAUGUUGAUUUGAGUUUCCAUCAAUUAUUGAAGAAUAUCUACGAAAUGAUUUCAAAGCAUCAAUUAGAAAACAAUGAUUCCAAGCAAACCAACACUGCUGGUGGACCAACUAUUUCAUUAACUCCUGCACCUCAAGAAAAGAAGAAUAAGAAUAACGGUGGUUGUUGUUAA